This is a messenger RNA of Coprinopsis cinerea okayama7#130, 1572 nucleotides long. RefSeq lists its product as hypothetical. Lineage: Eukaryota; Fungi; Basidiomycota; Agaricomycetes; Agaricales; Psathyrellaceae. The coding region runs from base 1 to 1572 and encodes 523 amino acids. The record is from RefSeq and is a predicted model, not a curated record. The transcript has 2 exons.
AUGACCCAAGAACUCGUGAAGCUCAUUGUCGCGCACCAUUAUUAUCGCCUCAGCGAAGACACUCCUUUCCAAGCCGCACGACGACAACUUCGCUCCCUAACGGCGAUAUCGAGGACGUUUUUUGAAGCUACUUCGGAUCUACUAUGGGAAGAGGUCGACACACUUCUGCCAUUCCUAAAGCUGCUGCCUCAACUCGAAGCCACCGACAAUUUAUACAUCUUAAACAGGACGGUUGUUCUAGAGGACCUUGAUCGAUGGAACCUCUAUUCGCGUCGCACCAGGAAAAUCACGUUCGAUGCCUCAAUUGUGACCAAGCGAUUCUGCUCGCAAAUCUUCACUCUGCUGGCAACACUACAAACCUCUCACGGCUUCUUGCUCUUCCCUGCCUUGAAAAAGCUCAUCUUCAAAGGAGGGAUGGAUGACAAUGAUCUAGCAUGUCUAUUCAUGCUAGCAUCCAGCGAGCUGGAACACGUUCGGUUCAAAGGCGAGGAGGCCACUCUCCCGAUGGAGUACCUCCCCAUUUCCGUCAACCAUCUCUCGACAGUCUCACCUCGCCUCAAGACGUUAGUAAUCGAGGUUUCCUCCUCGAACCUUCACGAUUUCCCAUGGGACACUCUUAAAACGUUCCACCACCUCCAGACUCUGAACAUCACUGCGCCCUUCCACCUUCGCGGCCUCACUGCAAUCCCAAACUUCCGCGGCACCAGGCUUUACCUCUGCGUGUUUCCAAACUCUCAGCCUUCUCCCCGUAUCGUCGUCCACUACAAUGCACGAGAGCGUCCCAUUACAACCUUGAUGCUAGCGCCCUGGGAAGUCCUCCCAACGUACAUCGGACUUUGUGGUCCGCCCUUCAACACAGAGCACCUGCAUUUUGGUCCUAUGGAGUCACCAACCUCGCAUCGUACUGAAUGGAGUGGUGUUCUCAGUUCUAUCGCAGAGAAAGGAGACAACCUGGAUAUGAUUCAAAUUGGAAUCGAAGGAAUGCCAACUGAAUUCUUCAUUCCGGUCGAAGACGUGUCCUCGCUACUGGCCCUCCGAAAUCUACAACGUUUUUCUGUCCAGGGCUGUGGAAAUUCGUUCGCCACGCACGUCGAAGCCGACAACUACUUCCAAAGGAUGCUUCAAGUGUCGCAGAAGAAGGCCAAGCCCCUUAUUUCCCUAAUGAUAUCUUCGUGGUCGGGUGCCCCGUUGACCUUGAACUCACUGGUACACAUAUCUGUGGAUGGUCCGUCCCUGAGCAGAGUUGUACUGUCCAUCGACUCUUCUCUGGAUCACAUCCCUCCCCCGGCUUCCUCUUCGCUGUCGACAGCUCUUGAACAAGGGCCAGUGUCUUCCCUUCAAGCCCUCGUCAUCAUGGACACUCGGUCCCGAAAAUUUGCCCCUGACGAGUGCCGCGAAUUGGCUCGUCUUCUCGACAGACUCUUCCCCGAGCUCAGCCGUAUUGCCAUUCAAGAACCGCCACCUUCCGAUGUCGCCGAAAAUGUCAAAGAGGGAUGGAAGCUGGUUGAAGAGCUGAGGGAACAGUACCGACGCCUCCGAAGGUCCUCUCUUCCACCGCCGCAAUCACCGUAG